This is a messenger RNA of Drosophila suzukii, 1656 nucleotides long. It is a transcript of the gene Tango11, whose product is annotated as transport and golgi organization 11. The record is from RefSeq and is a predicted model, not a curated record. Lineage: Eukaryota; Metazoa; Arthropoda; Insecta; Diptera; Drosophilidae.
UGCCUGUCAUGUUCGGGAUUUUUUAGCACAUUCUAUCUCCGUUCUCCUCACACACAUAACAAAAGGCAGGAGAAAAAUUGUAAAUUCUUACGGAUUUCCCGGACAUUUUCCUGUCAUUUUCCAGAGCAAUAAGUGCUGCGGAAAAGCAAGUAAAUCCAUAUAGGACAUAGGAUCCGAUCUGAGGAACCCCGAGGACAUCGCCAUGGUGACCCCCCAAUCGCCGACGCCCAUGUUCAAUGGUCUGGACGAUGAUCUGUACAAUGAGGCCAAGUUCGCCCACGAAAUCAACGACAGGAUGCGGGUUCCCAAGCGGAUUAAGGCCACCGGCGAGUUCUCCGACGAGGACCUGCUGCUGUCCAACCAGAACGGGAUGAUCAGCUCCUGGAACUACCACGACAAGAUCGACAUGAAUGUGCCAGACCGAAUUGUGGUCCUCGGACACAACCAGCACCUGGAGACGCGCUCGGCGCCUCGGGAAAUCCAGCUGGAGAACUCCAUUCUGCCCAAGAACCCCUCGAUCGGCUUGGUGCGCGUCCAGACGCCGCCGCGCGUCAUCACCCUCACCGAUCACCACUUCCCCUCGGCCUCCGAGGAGAGCUCGCCCAUCCGGGCCAACGGUCACCACCUGUAUGGCCACGAUCUCGACGAGGACGCCGAUGACGAGGAGGGCCACGCGGCCACCCAGUAUGUGCGCGCCAAUGGUGUCGCCCGCAUGGGAUUCCACACAAACGACACCCACUCCGUGGAGUCCGACUCCCAGUUGACCACGGGCAGCGCCAGCAAACGCUCGCAGUUGAACCAGCAGCACAACAACCUGGAUGCCUCGAUGUUGGCGCAUCGCGAGGGCACGCCCAUGGGCGAGCUGACGCCCCACGAGGAGAUCCUGUAUCUGAGGCGCCAGCUGGCCAAGCUGAAUCGCCGGGUGCUCAACAUCGAGAUAAACAACGAGCAGCGCACGCAGCGGGAGAAGAUCGUCUACUGUCUGGGCCUGGCCUACUUCGUACUCAAGACAAUAUUCUGGCUGAAUCGCAAUUAGGUGUGUGGGUCAGGCUGCUGAGAUGGUCGGAGAUCUUCGGUGGGUGCUAGGAUGACCACCACCUUGCUACGGACACCCUUUUGGAACACAGCUUCUUUCGUUUCUUGACUUCGUUUCUUUUGUGGAAAGGCUCUGAGAGAGACUUUGUUUUUUGUUUGCCAUACAUAACUUCGUAGUCUAAGCUCGAUAAUAAAUAAGCGCAACACCGUUCUGUUUUGUACACCGUGGAAAACCAAGAAACAAAGGCCCCAUACUUAAUUUGUAAGAUCUGGCACCACUUAAGGAGCAUGUAUCUAAAUUUAAGCUUUAAUCUCAACCCGCGACCGAAUCAUCACUCCAUUGCAUUGAAAAGAUAUUGUUUAAAGGGUUGUUUCUAUUGUAUAUCUGUUAACAUUUGAUAAUCUAAUCCCAAAGUGAAGACAAGAACUCUGAUGGUAUUUGUAUGCGAUAAUCCCAUACGAUAAAUAGUUAAAUAUAUAAUAGUUCACUAAAUCCCACAGAAGUCAUUGCAUUGAUUUUUGCAUAACUACCGGAAACGAAAGAAAUCAUUUUAGAGUGUAGCAUGAAUCACUAUUGAAUUCAUAAUGAUAUUUAAAAUAAAACGUUUAAAGUACCAAGAA